AUGCCACCAAAACGAUCAAAAGCGUCCCUCCUCUCAACCGCCCUCCUCCUCCUCCUCCUCCCCACAACGCAAGCUUGGACCUUCAUCUGGACAGACAGCAAGGGCUCCACCACAAUCGAGCCACCCGGAAACUGGGACGAGGUCGGGCACCCAUGCAAGGAAAUCGACCACCCCAAGGGCGCCUGGUACGAGUUCGACGCCGAAGACGACCGCCAGAUCACGAUCUACUUGUACUCCUCCAAGGACUGCUCCGGCGGCGCGAAGGGGUACGCGACAAACCUGAAGGAGGGGAACUCGUCGGUGCCUCUGCGCUCGUAUGAGGUUAUUGAUGAGGCGAGUUCGUCGAGUAGCUCUUCUUUUGCGACGAGUACGAGUACGAGUACAAGUACGGAGACGCCCACUGCUACUGCUACUGGUUCGACGACGCCUACACCGACGCCUGAUGAUGAAGGGUCAAGUUCAGGUUCAGGAUCAGAUUCAGACUCGAUCUCACCCGGUGCGAUUGGCGGGAUCGUCGCGGGUGUUGUCGUAGGAUCUGGUGUCAUCGGGGCUAUAAUUUAUCUCGCCCGGCAGAGACGGAAAGAGUCUUCUAGGCCGGAAUACAACUCUGCCUCUAUCUCAAACCCUCGCCCUGGUCCUGGUUCUGGCCCUGGUCCUAGUCCUAGUCCCGGUCCCGGUCCCCAACCACCAACGCGCUCCCCCACGGGCGGCUCUAAUAUGAUAGCCGCGCCCUACGUACAGAACAACCACGAGCCGUACUCGCCGACUGCCAUUGACGCCUACGUCCAGCAGCCUCUCCCAUAUUCGCCGCUUGACUCGGCUCACCCGGGUGGCCACGGUGGAUGGCCGGUGAAAUCGCCGCUAUACAAUCCUGAAUCCGCUCCAGGGCCGCCGCCGGGGUAUAUACAGCAUCAACAUCAGGGACAUGGGCACGGGCAGCAAUUUACCGCCGAGCUGGAUGGUGGGGCUGAGCUGCAGGAGUUGAGUUCGACGCACAUGGUCAGUGAGAUUGAUGGACGGAGUCGGGGGACGAGUGUUUAUUAUGGGGAUCGGAAGAUAUGA
Aspergillus puulaauensis is the source of this 1062-nucleotide messenger RNA. RefSeq lists its product as uncharacterized. NCBI's taxonomy places the organism in Eukaryota, Fungi, Ascomycota, Eurotiomycetes, Eurotiales, Aspergillaceae. The coding region runs from base 1 to 1062 and encodes 353 amino acids. The record is from RefSeq and is a predicted model, not a curated record. The transcript has a single exon.